This is a messenger RNA of Prorocentrum cordatum, 513 nucleotides long. The record is from the annotation of a GenBank genome assembly. Lineage: Eukaryota; Dinophyceae; Prorocentrales; Prorocentraceae.
GAGGACCCGUACGAGCGGGAGCGCAACCUGCACUGCGUGCUGGGGGACCUGCAGGAGCUCAGGCUGCAGCAGGCGCUGGGCGAGGCCUGGACGGCCAUGGAGAUGGGGCUGCUCCCCGAGGGGCUGAGGCCUCUGCCGGCUGGUGCCGCCAGGCGCAAGAAGGUAGACGGCAAGCCGAAGGCGGCCGAGAGGGGCCAGGCCGGCGCGGAGGGCGUGGCCGGCCAGAAGGGCGAGGACCCCCCGGUGUCCGCGGCAGGGCCCCUCAGCUCGUGCAGCACGGCCGACCAGAGCGGCAGCGAGCUGCCCGAGCGGGCGGACCAUUCGCAGCACAGCGACCUCGAGGGGCCGGGCGACGCGCCUGGGUGUUCGCAGCGACGAGAAGUGGAGCCGGAGCCGCUGCAGGACCUCUACGCGAGGAGUACGAGCGCGGCGAGCGCGCGCAUCACCGAGCGAGUUGCCGGGCUCUGCAAGACGGGCGGCGGCGUGCCUUGUGCGCCUGCUGCGGUGCGGAGC